GUGCCAGAAACUUCUGUUGGAGGCAUGAGUGUACAAGAGGCCAAGGUACAUACAGUAUAGUGUAGCACAGGAAAACUAAAAAGCUGGUGGCAAUGUUUGAUGAAUUACAUUUCUCUUCAAAUUGAUGGUCAUAUUACCUUGAAAACGUAUUUAAGGUUAUGAGGUAUGUAAUCAGUUGUUUCUGUUGCAGACCAGGAGGGCUGAGGUGAAGGUUGCUGUUGCAAUGGUGCAGCACAAUGUUCCCUUUGCCGUUGCUGACCAUUUCAGCCCCUUGUACAAAGAAUGUUUUAGAGACUCCCCUACAGCUCAGGGCUUUAAGAGCGCAAGCACAAAAACAACGUGUCUCAUAAAUGAAGCAGUGGCACCUCAUUUUAAGAAGGAACUGGUGAUGAAGAUGAGAGAGAAUCCCUUCACACUUGUCACAGAUGGCUCGAAUGAUACUGGUCUAGAGAAGAUGAAUCCUCUCACUGUCAGAAUUUUUGACACCAACAAAGUUGUGCACAGGUUCCUUGAUAUGUGCACCACCAGUGGGAGGAGCUGUGGCACCGCUGAAGUGAUCUACACAAACAUCAUUGACACCUUGCAGGAAAAUGACAUCCCUUGGAGAAAUUGUGUAGGUCUCUCUAUUGACAAUGCCCCUGUAAAUACAGCUGCCAGAAAUUCAAUCUCAGCCAGAAUGUUGAAGGAAAAUGGCAGUAUUUACAUCCAUGGAUGCCCCUGUCAUAUCAUCCACAACACUGCCAAACAGAAGUUUAUGGAAAUAUCCGGAUUUGAUCCAGAGGAUCUGACCGAGGAUGUUGGGUACUGGUUUAAAGGAAGCACCAACCGUAAAGGUUACCUGGCAGAUGAGAAACAACCAAGAUUUAGAAGGCUGGUGGAUGCAUUUUCCAACCCCCUGACUGAAGUCUACCUACUCUUCUAUCAAGCGACGCUGCCAGUGUUCACCCUACUGAACCUCCUCCUCCAGAGAAAGGUCUUCCAUCUUUCAGCUCCACGGAGAGAUGACAAAGUUCAUCAAGAAACUGUGUGCGAGGUUCAUGAAGCCGUCAGCACUACAGGGCCGACAAGUCCAUGACAUCCUCUACAAGGACCCACUAAACCAACUGCCAGGAGAAAAUCUAAAUGUUGGCUUCACCACCAGAGCUACCCUCAAUAGGCUCCUUGAGGCUGGAGACAUCACACCUCAGGAAGUGCAGCUAUUCCAACAGGCAGCACUGGCAUUUCUGGUCAGGGCUGUGGAGUAUGGCAUCAAUAAACUCCCUCUGAAGGAGGCUCUUCUGAGGCAUACAAGAUUUGUGGAUGUGCAGCAGAGGACUGAGUGUGGGGUGGAAGAUGCCCUAUACUUUAUAGACAGAUUUCAGGAAC
Molecule: messenger RNA, 1365 nt
Organism: Gymnodraco acuticeps
Lineage: Eukaryota; Metazoa; Chordata; Actinopteri; Perciformes; Bathydraconidae
Exons: 7
Coding region: 224-1075 (283 amino acids)
Source: RefSeq, a predicted model, not a curated record